Messenger RNA from Oppia nitens, 933 nucleotides. RefSeq lists its product as uncharacterized. The transcript is spliced from 2 exons. NCBI's taxonomy places the organism in Eukaryota, Metazoa, Arthropoda, Arachnida, Sarcoptiformes, Oppiidae. The record is from RefSeq and is a predicted model, not a curated record. Bases 1 to 933 code for a protein of 310 amino acids.
AUGAAAUAUGACAUCAAUAACAAAGAGAACAGUCUGGAUGACCAUCAAAAUGGUGAAGAAGGCGGCGGUGGCGGCGAUCAGGUGGCCAACGCCUGUGUCCAGUGCUUUAAAGUUUGCUUUAGGAAAAAAGCAAAAUUAGGCUUGGAAGACCUGUUUUGGCUAUCGUUUCUUAUAUUGAUAGUCAUACUGUCUAUUGUCAAGUCGUGCACACGUAUCGGUUGGUCUCAAUUCUUGUAUGUGAUCGUCGGUUCGGUGAUCUGUCUAAUCGUUGUCUACAUAAGCGCCAGUAUUGUCAAUAAGCUGUGUUUUGACGAUGCAAACACCGCCCACUGGAACGCCCAUGCCAGGUUUACACAGGCAGCUAUGGCACAGAGGCUUCAACAGGAGGAACACAAGAUGCACGUCAUAGCACCUCCACGUAUGGGUGGCGCCAAACUCAACAUAUUUUAUACGGUGGGCGAUGUGCCCAUUGUGGUGCCCACAAGAGGCUUACCAACUAGUAUACCUACACCCGUYACCGCACAACCAACACAACAACCAGCACAGCCUAUUGGGGUGAUCGCCGCCGCGGCAAUAAUCGACUCAAACAACAGCACACCUUCUACCUGUUCUCCAGGUAUUGUCGGUGACAGUGAUGUUAGUUGUGGCGGUGCUAUCGGUGUUGGUGUUGUAUCAGCCGCUCAUAAUAUUAACACAAACAAUAACAAUAGUCAUAAUAAUAAUAAUCACAAUAGAAAUAGUGGUACGACGGCGCCGGGUGGUGCAGUCCCCGCCACUGCCUCCGCAAUCACCACUAUUAAUACUACUACUACUACUACUACUAAUUAUUGUGCUGCACCGGGAGGUGGACAUCCUCCAGAGCAACAGCAACACAACCCUCCAAGUUAUGCGAAAACAUCGGAAACUCUUUAUGAAGAGUACGAAAAAUACUAA